ACCUUCACCUUCUCUCUAAACUUCAGAGUCCUGCGACCAGUAGUAAAGUUGCAGAACAACAGAGGAAACAACAAAUACUCAUACACCAGCAACUCUGACGAUAACCUGCUGAAGAACAUUGAACUGUUUGACAAACUCGUCCUGCGAUUUAAUGGCCGCGUCCUGUUUGUCAAAGACGUGCUGGGGGAUGAGAUCUGCUGCUGGUCUUUUUAUGGCGAAGGCCGCAAGAUUGCUGAAGUGUGCUGCACUUCCAUUGUCUAUGCUACAGAGAAGAAGCAGACCAAAGUUGAGUUUCCCGAAGCCCGAAUAUUCGAAGAAACCCUCAAUAUCCUCAUCUAUGAGAACAACAGAGGAUCUGGACCAGGAGGCUUGCACCUUUUAGAUUCAAGAGGCUCCGGUUCAUCGCUGGGAACUGGUCAGUCAGAGGAAGAGGGUGACGUGGGAGGGGAUAGACGAGUACGACGGAUCCACGUAAGGAGACACAUAAUGCAUGAUGAAAGAGGCCACGGUCAGCAAACUGUGUAUAAGGACUAAUAAUGUGAAAACAAGGCAGGGGAAAGGGACUUAAAAAAAAUCCCAACAUAGUUUUUUUUGUUUGUUGUUUUAUUGUUUUUUGAAUGCUAAGGGAAUGAAAAACACGUCUUCGAUGACAGCAAUAGUUUGGUACGUAAUUUCAUUAAAUGUCCUCAGACUUUUCAGAAAUGUUGGUUGAUGACUGAUUUGUAAAUUAGGUCUGAGUGUGUGUGGAAAGGAAAAUGCAUCUGUUUACAUGAAAACAAUGUGUGUACAGUCUUUAGAUGGGAAAUACUGGUAGUGAUACUGGCAUUGACAUUACUUUUCAGAGGUUAAUGAACCUCCUGCAAGCUACUGAAUGGUCCUCAAAACCCAACGUCCACACAUCUUUAUCUUAGAGCAGACAACCUAAUGUCCAUGUGGGUUUUAAUGACACGCACAGGCAGCCUUUUCUGUGUGUGACUUGUAGGAAACACUGUGUCAGGUUAUGCAGGCUGUGAAACUUUAUUCCCCUUUCUCUUCUGGAGUGAGAUGCUGCCGAACAUUGAUGGACAGAGGAUAGUGAAGUUGAGCCUAGAUAUUGCAACACUGGAAUAAAACACAGUAGCCAUUUUUUUUCCCGGGGGCCCGGGGGGUCUUUGUGAAUGAUGAGCAGCUCAGUUUUCUUUAUUUAUGUUAUUACAGCUGUUGCUUCAAGAUGUUUUUAUUAAUUUAUGAACCUAAUUUAUUGUUUGGUAUUUAACUUUUGUAUUGAGUCUUUGUGUUCACUCGUGCUUAAAGGA
This is a messenger RNA of Oreochromis niloticus (Nile tilapia), 1295 nucleotides long. RefSeq names its product BTB/POZ domain-containing adapter for CUL3-mediated RhoA degradation protein 1-like. Gene Ontology annotation, cellular component: Cul3-RING ubiquitin ligase complex. NCBI's taxonomy places the organism in Eukaryota, Metazoa, Chordata, Actinopteri, Cichliformes, Cichlidae. Gene Ontology annotation, molecular function: ubiquitin-protein transferase activity. The annotation marks the transcript as partial. The transcript is spliced from 4 exons. The record is from RefSeq and is a predicted model, not a curated record. Gene Ontology annotation, biological process: negative regulation of Rho protein signal transduction; proteasome-mediated ubiquitin-dependent protein catabolic process; protein ubiquitination.